CUAUAUUAUAUUAGUUCAACCCAUUUCAGCUUCUCUGCCUCAAUUUUCUGCAAUCAGGUCAUUAGUUUAGAAUCAAACACCGAAUCUUCUCUCCUAAACAGGAACACUCACCUAUUAACUUAACUUCACGCCACAAUUAUAAAAUUAUUUAUGAAAAGAUUUCAGCCGUACUUGUGCCGAACGCGUGAGUACCUAGUGUAACCUUUGGACUUUCCGAUAACUUUUGCAACUGCAGUGAACUUCACAAACAGAUUGCCCGAUGAUUAUAUAAAUAGUGAGCCAGGAUACUGCGUAGUCACUUCGACAGAUCACUCGAAGGAACAUCGGCAGCUCAACAUGGGCUGCGCCGCGAAGCUCAGUCUUCUGCUGCUGCUCAGUAGCUGGGCUUCUGCACAACUUGGAUCCGAAGACAGAAAGAACACAAUAUGUCCAAAACAGUCCACUCGCUUCAAAAAUCUCAAGAAGUUUUCAUAUCACUAUGAAGCUGAGACCUCCAAUGGAAUAUUCGGGACAGCCAACUCACGCUCCGGUGUCCAGAUAGCUUGCAGACUGGAACUUGAAGUACCUCAGUACUGUGCCUACAGCAUGCGGAUAAGUUCAUGCAGCUUGAAGGAAGUGCACAGCAUCAGUGCUGAUGGCAAGCCAAAUUUGGGGCCUUCUAAAGACAAUGAAGAGUUCCAGCAGGCUAUGUCCAAAUAUGACCUGAAAUUCACCACCACACAUGGACACAUGGAUGUCACUUUAUACCCAAAUAAAAAUGAACCAACCAACAUCCUCAACAUCAAGAGGGGUAUAAUUUCUGCUCUUCUGGUGCCAGUGGUAUCUAGUAAAGAUGAACAGUUAAUUGACAUGGCAACUGUGUAUGGUAACUGCACGAGCAAGAUCACAGUGAACAACAGAGCAGGCAAUCUUGCUACUCGUAUGACAAUUGCAAGAGACCUUACUCACUGUGACAAAUUCACACCUGUUGUAGACCACACUAGUCCUUUGGCAAUGGUUACAAGAAUGACAUCAGUCACACCAUUGCUUCUGUCUAGCAGUCAAUCUUGCAGCUACACCUUUGAUAUGAAGAAGCUCGUCACAGAAGCCGUUUGCAAUGAAAAACACAUUUUCCUGCCUGGAUCUCACAAAAAUCAAUAUGGAUCUGCGUCACUUGUAAAGCAAACUCUCAAACUAAAAGGAGUCACUACAACUAACAGCCAUUACUUUACUGGUGGUGAAUCAACAAUCAAGAAAGAAUUGACUUUGGAACAUGUUGAUAACAGAGCACAGAGCGCCGAUUCUGCACUGUCAGCACUACGGGACCUGGCCAGAAUCUCAGAGGAUGGUCAACAGCAACAAAGGGCUAACCUGUUUCAAACGUUUGUGUCUGAACUGAGGAGGGUAGAUGGCAAAACUCUUGAAACAGCUCUGCCUCAGCUACUUCAAAUGGAAAAACCCAGGUCCCUCACUUUUCAAGCACUUCUCCAGUGUGGUACCUCAGAGUGUUUUGGAGCAAUCUUAAAAAUGCUGCAAAGCAAAUCUGUUCCCGAAUUGCUGGCAGAUGCAGUUACCUACUCUGUAGGACUCAUGGCUUCACCAUCUGAAGACAGGAUUCGGGCCAUCCUUAAUAUAGCAAAGGUUCGGCAAACAAGGGGUACGUUUUAUGCCCUGAGUCACACAGUGAGAAGGUUUUAUGAUGAAAAGAAGCAUGUUGUGCCAGAAGUAAAGGAAGUUGCGGAUUACUUAUUGUCCAUAAUAAGAAGUGAGUGCUCUGGUGAUGAAAACAAAGUCUACCUUACUCUAAAGGCACUGGGAAACAUGGGACAAGCAGUGGAGAAUGCAGAUCCUGAAAUUAAGGCGUCACUGUUAAAAUGUGUUAAAAGCAGCGUGGCUUCCUCCUCCAUUCAGCAAGCUGCUGUUCAAGCUUUCAGACAAAUGACCUUAACUGAUGAGAUUCGCAAUGAACUUCUGGAGGUAUAUACAGAUAACACUUCACCUAUCUUGAAGAGACUGGGGGCCUACCUUCUUGUCAUGAAGAAACCAACAUCUAGACAACUAAGAAAAAUCAUAAAAAAUCUCGCAAAGACUGAAAAUGAACAAGUGAAAAGCUUUGUUUCUACACAUCUGAGGAACAUUCUGACAUCCAAGGAUCCCACAGUCCAAGAGCUGAGAAACAAAUUGGCCGAUGCUCUAAAAGAAACAGUACUUCCAGCACCCAAGAAUUUUAGAAAAUAUUCUAGAAACUAUCAAAUAUAUGAGAAAAUUUCUCUUCCAAGAACACGCAAUACUCUGGAAGGUGGAUUGCAAAGCAAUAUAAUUUUUGACCCAAACACUUAUGUGCCGAGAGCUGUAAUGUUAGAGACCACUUUGAAUGUUUUUGGUCAAUCUGUGGACCUGUUUGAGAUUGGCUUGGAAGGCAAUGGAUUUGAACCAUCGCUCGAGGCAAUAUUUGGACCAAAAGGAUUUUUUCCAAAUAGUGCAAUGAAGGCACUAUACUGGGUGGAUGGUGAAGUUCCAAAGAAAGUAUCACAAGUGCUAUUCAAGUGGUUUGGAAUCAACAGAGAUGAAGAAUAUCCAAAGGAAGAUCUGAUGAAGGAACUUGCCCAGAAUUUUCAGAAUAUGUUGAAGAAAGUUGAACAACAAACGCCAGAAGUAGAAGCUUUCUUGAGAGUCUUUGGAAAUGAACUAGGAUACGUUAAAGGUAGCGAUUUCAAGUUGCUUAAAGAAAUGAUGUCAAAAGGUUUCCAACUACUCCAAAGACUUCCAGCACAGCUCAAGUCAGCUUUCCUAUACGGUUUACGUGGUGACCUGUUUGCUCACUACAUCUUCAUGGACAGCCAGUUUAACUUUCCCACUGGGGCUGGUCUCCCUCUCAAGCUGUCUAUUUCUGGUACAACCACACCUGGUGUCAAAGCAGGGAUGACAUUUGAAGGAAAGAAGAUCAAUGGUUUGUUUAAACCCGAAGUUGCAACAGAGUUCGUGAUCCAUCUGGGUAUCAACGUACCUAAAUUUGCCAGAAAUGGAAUACAGAUGAAUUACAAUAUGUAUUUUGAAUCUGGCAUUGAAGCUCAGGUCAUGAUGAAUUCUAAUCAGAUAAAAUUCAAUAUUCCAGCACCCAAAGAAUCAGUCAAACUCUUAAGUAUUAGCAACAGACUGUCUCUAAUAUACAGUACAAAAACUGAGGAGAUCCCAUCCAUCAUGGAGAACAGAGAAGCAUGGAAAUCAUGCAGGCCUUGGUUGACAGGACUUAACGUCUGUGGAAGUGUCACAUACUCAAAAGCAAGUUCAAUGGAUGAUGCACCAAGUUAUCCACUAACUGGAGAAACAAGAUUUGUGAUUGAAAUCGAACCUACAGGCACGGUUACAGACUACUCUGCAUCACUAACAUCUCAGUCCCAGAAAAUUGAAGAGGGUUUGGAGCACUCUCUAAGGUUUGCAGCCGAGGCAGCAGGCAGUGAAAGUACUGAGGUGACAGCUGAAAUUAAGUACAACACCAACAAGCACAGUCUUACAGCAGAUGUUCGGAUUCCCAAAUUUGAUACACAAUUUGGCAUGAAGCUAGGAGCUGAAGACAAAUCUGCACGGGACAAGACCGCAUAUAUUGUUAGGUUUGAUCUCACAAACAAAAAUAUACCUGAAGUGACCUUCAAGUGCCGAGCAAGCUAUAAUAAUGAGCAGAGAGAUCUCUUGCUGCAAGGUCUUUUCUCCAUUCCUCAGCUGGAUGUUAGGACAAAUGUUGAAACUCAGAUUCAGCGUUUGCCUGAUGGAUUGUUUACUGGACUCCUCUUGGAAGCCUCUGUCUCUCAGGUUAAGGCUUCGUACCAAACCAAUUUCAGAUACGACUCUAAGAAGGUCCAAGUAGCAUGGAACUCAGAAGCAACGUCUGACCUUAAAACACUUAAUGAGAAAAUUACGAACAUAGGAGCAGUUGACACAUCUGCAUACCGAAAGACCCUAAAUAAGCUCCUUGACACCAUAUUUCGUAAAAACUUUCUCCAAACUGAUAUGACGACAAGACACAUUGUUUUCAAAUCAUUUGAGGCAAUCAACAUAUGGUUACAACAGAUUGAUGAGAAAGUUCCAUUUAUUCUCACCUUUCAAAACCAUUUGCAAACUCUGAAGAACUUGGAUUUGGAGCAAAUGACACAAUAUUUCAUUCUUCCAGAAAAAUUGUUUCUAAAGAAUCAAGGCUCCAUUGCAGGUACAUUUGGGAACGAGAAAGUUGACAUUCAACUUCCAAAUCCUUUUGCUGGGACCGUGUUUAAAGAAGUCACACUUUUUCCAAGAACAGUGAGAUUACCUCCAAUGGCAAAGGAAAUGCUUGGAAUUAAUUCAUCAUCAAAUGAUUAUACCAUACCAUCGGUAUUUAUUCCACUUGUUGGAGAAGUAACCUCGAUUCCUUCUUUUACCAUUCCCGAAACAUACAAGCUCCAGAUUCCCUCAAUUGACAAGCUCGAAUUCUCCUCCCAGCUGAACAGUAAUUAUUAUAACUGGACCUCCAGCUUCACAUCUGAACACAAUACAAAGCAAGACAGAAAGCUAUUUUCAGUUGAUGUAGAUAUCAAAGCAGACUCGCUUCUGGAUUAUUUGUCAUAUCAACUGAAAGGUUCUGCACUCUCAAGCCGAACUGGAGAGGAUGUAUCUACGGACAUUACUGGAUCAUUUAAACAUUCCCUGCUUACAACUUCGGUAAAGCUAUUAACAAAGAAUCAUGGUUUAACUGAUAAAUCUGAGGUAGAGUUUGAAUGGCAUGCACUCAGUAUAGGAGCAGCAAGGACCUCUUUGAUUUCAUCAUAUCAGUUUGGGGUUGGACAUGGUUCUAAAUUCGAAAUACAAGGGCAUGCAAGAGGAGCAGUGGAUGUAUCUUCAUUUUAUUCCACCUGGAAUUAUACCAUGUCUGAAACAUUUAACUCCCACAAAGAAGGCAGAGGAAGUUCAAUUUUAAAUUUCAACUCUGCAUUGCUCCAGAUUACCAACAGAAUGAACAAUGAAUUUAGUAGUGAUGGUUUCACAUUUUCCUCAAACACUGACAGCUCAUUUCUAAACCUAAAAAAUCUCAUCAAAGUAAGGAUAACAAAUAGGAAAUAUGAAAUGAAAUGCGACACUUCAGGCCAGUCUGCUGAUGGUGACUUCAUCAACAACAUAAAAUGGAUUAACAACAAUAAAGGACUGAAGGUAGAGAACAGACUGCGUGGUCAAAUGUUUAACACUGCCAUAGAAACUGUAGAUCAACUCCUCUACAGUGAGGGACAACUGAGUUUGUUAUUGAACUCAACAGGAAAGAAUAAAGAGAUGGAUGCAGCCAACAGAUUAAGUUUUACAGUAUCAGCAAAACAAGCUGAAGUUGAACAUAAAUUUCAUGUAGGUUAUUACAACAAACAUUUCCACACUGUAUUGGCUGGUGUAUUAAAUGAUGAUGGUCUGCAGCUAAAGUCUUCUGUAGAUUUCCCUGGUGUAAGUAACCAUGGUACUCUGAACAUUGGGAAUGGUGGUCUGAAAACUGAAGUGAACUCAAAAGUUAACAUAUAUCCUAUCAAUUUGAAACAUAGAUUCAGUAUUAAUGUUCAGCAAUCAAAAGCCAUCAUGAUAUUUGAUAUCCAAGAUGAUAAUGGUAAUUUAGUUAAUUUGAAUUUAAAUGGAAUAACAAAUAGCAGUGGAAUACACAUGUCCUGUUCUUAUUUGGGUGUUAUUUUGGAAACUAAAACAAACAAUAACAUAAUUCUUCUUCUUACUAAAGAACAGGGGCUGGUUCUUCUCACAACAACAGAGGCGGCAUAUAAAGAGGUUAUAUUUAACCAUACGAAUCAUUUUACCAUUGAUUCCAGGGCAAUCAAUGCAGUAAUGCAGACCGAUGGUCACCUUAAUUCUGAAAGCACCUACCACCAAAAUUUCAAAGUGCUGGUGCAAGCAUUCAAAUUUUCCGCCAAUUAUGAUGAGAGAUUUAAAUACCAACAGCUCGACCUUACCCAUACUGGACAACUUCUGCUUGAACCGUUCAAGAUUGACUUGAAUGGUGUAUUUGUGGGAAAACAGAUGGCCUACCAGGUGAAACAUUCUUAUGGUUUGCAAUGUGCUGAAUGGAAAGCUUUAUUAAGUGCAAACACAACAGGAAAAGUGCAGUCAAAUAAAAUUAAUCACAAGUUAAACUUGGAAAUCAUUGGACUUUCUGCAUAUUUCUCCAGCGAUGCAUCUUGCAAAUCAAAGCAAUUGCAAUUUCAGAAUCGGAUUCGCACUGCAGCUCUUCCAUUUGUCUUCACCUUUGAUGCUGAUACUGUUGCCAAUGGAAAUGUUGAUCACUGGGGCAAUCACAGUGGAAACCUUAACAAUAAAUUCCAAAUGAAGGCAGAACCAUUUGCCCUUGCACUUCAUAAUAGCUACGAAGGAACUUCUGAACAUCAAAUGAACAAUCAGAAAUUGUUAGGGACACUUCUGAAAAACACUCUAAAUGUUAUGUUGAAUCCAGGUGAGCAAUCAAGCACAUGGAAACUAGAAGGUCAGUUAAACAAUAAUGGCUACAUGCAAACUAUCAAUGCCUACAAUAAUCCAGACAAAAUUGGCAUGGAAAUUGCAAGUGAAGCAGUGGUUGAUUUUGGCCAUAAGCUUUCCUCUAAGGGAGAGAACACUGUUGAUCCAGCUGAACCAUCGAAGAUAAAAAUUUUAGGUAAUCUGCAAUACGAUAAAAAUACGAAUGUUCAUGUUUUUGACAUACCAUUCUUGGAAGACUUGCCCAGGUUCUUUGACUCCUUAAAAUAUGUAGUCUUAAACACUUUGGAGGCCAUGAACAACUUUUUGUUGAACAUGAAGGUUAGUCAGUUUGCCCAGAAAUACAAGACUAUUUUACGCCAAAUAAAUGAUUACAUUAAAGGAGUGAAUUUAGACUUAAAGAUUAAUGAUGUGAGAGAUAAAGUGCUCAAGUUUGUAACAGAGUAUGAAAAAUUGGCAGAACAACUUAACUUUGCUUUGAUUGAGGCUUCCAAUACCAUACUGACCAAUGUGCAGACUUAUCUUAACUUUCUGAAAGAAUAUGACACAUCUGAAUUGAAGGACACCAUUGUAAACUUCAUUGACCUGAUUAUGAAUGAAGUGAUAAAAAUUGAUCAACAAUAUGAAAUAACCCAAAAAGCUCUAAGUAUUGUCACUCAAAUGCAGAAAUUUCUUGAACAACUUGCUCUGCAGGAAACUGGCAUUGCUAAAUGGAUUCAGAAGCUGUAUAAAGUGUUUCAAAUUAAAUUGAUGGAAGUACAGACACAACUCCAGAACAUCAAUUUGCAGGAAUUUGCUGAUAGACUAAAACAACAAAUUUCAACAAUUAACUUUAAUGAACUAAUUGAAGAACUGAAACAAGCACUAAAUGCAUUCUUUCACAAAGUAAAUGAGCUAAUUAGGGGCACAUACCAGAUUAUUCAGUUUUUGGCUGAGGUCUCAGGAACAGAUGAUACUAUUAAAUUCAUCAAUGCCAAGAUACAGAAGGUUAUUAAAACAUUUGAACUUGAUAUUUUGGUUGAGAAACUUUUAAAUGAAACUGUGCAGCUCAUUGAACAAUACAAGGUGAAGGAAACAAUACAAGGAAUCAUAACCAAUCUUAAAAGAAUUGAUGUGAAAUCAUAUAUUGAUAGAGCAGUUCAAUAUAUUAAUGAAGUAUCUGAACAGGUAAGAUUAUAUGACUUCCAGAAAAUAAUUGACAAAAUUAAUGAAUUCCUUAACAAAGUUAUUACAGACUUGAAAGAAUUCAAUUAUAAUGCUUUUGUUGAUAAAACAAACAAUUGGAUCCAAGAAACAAGCAGUGUAGUCAAUGAUAAAAUUAGAGACUUAGAACUAGCAGAGAAAGUCAAGUCUAUGAUAAAAUAUGGACAAACAAUUCAGUCUUUAAUAGUGGACUACAUGACACAGAGAAACCUCAAUGAAUUGAUUGAUGUGAUGGUGGAUGUACUCAGAAGUAUAGCUGUGGCAAUUCACAAUGAUCUAACAGCUGCAUAUGGUGACAUGAUUGAGGAUCUCCAUGCAAGAAUCAAUAAAAUGAAUAUCCCUGUUGAAUUGCAAAGUCACUGGCAGGAUGCUGUCCAUUAUUAUGAAAUGCUUGUUCAUCACCUCUCAACAGCAUAUGAAAAGGCAAAGGAAAAGAUUACAAUUUUGGCAGAAAAGAUUGAGCUCACAGAUGUUGUGAAUCAGAUGUACAUUUACCUGGAAAAAGGUUUUAUUGUUCCAGAGCUGAACCUAGGUCUAAUAUCUGUGCCCAAGUUUGAAGUCAGCAUUCAGGUGAUUAAGCAAGGACAGUUUGUCAUUCCAUCAUUUACAGUACCUCUGACAAAUCUAACAAUACCAUCUUACCAUGUCAGUUUAAACAAACUAAAAAAUAUUAACAUUCCUACAAGAUUUGAAGUUCCAUCAAUUGCCAUUUUGAAUUUAUUUACUAUCCCUGCCUUCACAAUUGACUUGGAAACAAUUAAGGAAUUCGUUGUCACAACAAUUCAAGACAUAAAGAAUUUUGAAAUUCCCACAGCAGAGUUCCCUAUGUUUUCAGAUUUGGAUUUCCUCAUUAAGCCACUUCCAGAGAUAAGAAUUCCUGAAAUCGAUUUCAGUGCGUUACAUGUGCCUGACAUAAGGAUUCCAAAAGUGAACUUAGACAACUUCAUGCUGGAUGCUAUUAAAAUUCCAGAAUUCCAACUGCCUCAUAUACCUCACGAAAUGUCUGUUCCUGCAAUUGGAAAACUCAGUGGUACAUUCAGUAUUUCAUCUCCUGUUUACAAUUUGCACACCAGUGUUGGAAUUCACAACAACACAGUUGUUCAAAGCAACCCUGAACUUCUAGCUUAUAUCACAGCAAAAGGCAAAUCAGAUUUAGACAUCCUAUCCUUUGACUUAGAAGCUAAAUCCCAGCUAUCAGCUCUUGAGCAGAAUCUUUUGAAAGUAAGUGAAAAUGUAAAGCUUGACCACACAGCUAUCACCAUCGAUCACAAAGGAACACUUGAUUUCACAAAACCAUUUGUGAAUGGAAAUGCAGAGACCUUGAUCAAAAUUACCUCUGAACCCUAUACAGCAGAAGCAAAGAAUAUUAUAGGAAUUAAAAUAGACGGCGGACUUUCCACAAAAAUGGAGACAAAUUAUCAACACUACUUCAAUGCACCAAAAUUACUGUUAUCAAGUCAAGUGUCCCUGAAGAAUACUGUUGAAACCAUUGUUAGUGAAAAGAGUGCAACAAGCACUGCCGCAACAACUGCUCGUGGAAAAUUCUCUUUUAAGGACUACUCUGAUGAAGGAUCAUACAUAAGUGAGCUGAAAUUGAAUCUUGAUGAACCUGCUCUUAUAAUUGCAUUCGUUGGUAUCACAGACACUAAAUAUGUAAAGAUGAAACAAAACUUCAAGACUGAGAUCCUCCCUUCAUUUAAUGCCAAUUUAGUGUUGAAUGCAGAGACAAACAUUGUACAGGUUGGAAAUAGUACCAUAAGUGUGGAUGGAACUGCAGAUCUAGCAUCAUUGAAAGUAAAAUUGAUGGGAUCUCAACAUACUGACCUCCGUGGUCAUGCAGUAGGUACAGUGGAAAAUACAUUUACCUUCACAGCGGAACCAUUUGCAGUUGUUGCAAAAGCAAUUAAUAAUGUCAAUGCAAAAGUUUCUUUCCCUUUGACACUUACUGGAAAAGUGGAGUUCCUGAAUAACUACGAACUGAUAUUAAAUCCAAAUGAACAACGUUGUGGCUGGCAAGUAACUUCAAGAUUCAAUGACUACAAAUACAAUCAUAAUAUUUUUGCAAGUAAUAGUGAAGAAAAUAUCAAUUUGCUUCUUGCAUUGAAUGGUGAUGCAAACCUGUAUUUCCUGACCAUGCCCAUUUCCAUCCCGUCAUCUCCUAUUACAGAUUAUUCCCUGUGGGAAGACGCAGGACUCAAAUCACUCUUGAGAACAACACGCCAGACAUUUGACUUAAGCAUAAAGACUGAAUACAGUAAGAACAAGGAUGUUCACAACCUUAGAAUUGACUUGACACCUGUUUAUGACUGGUUUGGAGAUCUUCUUACAAUAUCUGAAAAUACCUUUAAACAGGUCAGAAACAGCAUUUUGACUUUAUCAGAAAGUCAUAGAUCACAAGUGAAUCCCAGUGCAAAUUACUUGCCAAAAUUUCUUCAUAUACCAGGUUAUACCAUACCAAUACUGAAGGCUGAAGUCUCUCCUUACAGACUAGAGAUCCCAAAUUUCCAUUUUGUUGUUGCAAGAGAAAUUACUACUCCAGCCUUUAGAUUACCAAUUAUUAGUUUCACUAUGCCUUCCUACACUUUCGUUAUACCAUCCUUUGAACUUGCAUUAGUGAAUAUUCCUGACAGUCUUUACAAAUUGUCGUUUCCAAAGAUCAAAAUGCCAGCAAUACAACCAUCUAUUAAGCUUCCAGCUAUGGGCAAUCUGACUUAUGAUUUCUCACUCAAAUCAAGUUUGGUAACACUCAGUGCUCAUGCUGAACUUUUCAACCAGUCAGAUAUAAUUGCUCGUUAUAGUGUCUCAUCUUCAUCUAUCUUCACUUCAAACUUCAAAGCAGAAGGAACAACAAGCCUGGCAAGAAGGCGAAGACUGAAAUUAGCAACAACUAUUUCUGUUUACCAUGAGACCAUUCAGGGAAAGCACAACAGCACCCUAAGUUUAGCAUGGAGGAAUAUUGAUGCUUCAAUUAAUACCAAAGCAAACAUUAAAUUUCCCAAUUUUGUCCUUAAUUUCACAAAUGAUUUGAGUGGUAAUACAAGGUCUAAGCCCAACGUGCAAUCAAAGGUGUCUCUUGACUACAGAUUGUUAGUGCCUUCAUUUGGAACUGAUCUUGAAGGAAAAGCUCUACAUUCACUCACCUUGGGCGACCUUGCAUCCUACUUCAAUUUGGAAACUUCAACUAACGCUCACGUUGGAGGAAGUGUGUCUUUCGCAAACAAAUUCUCCAGCAGUUUGAACAAUGAAGCAAGUGUGUACCUCAGUUCAAAUAACAUUCGUUCUAAUGCAAAACUUGAUUUAACUUCUUCAGCUAAGAUACCUGCUGGUAAUAGUUUUAACAUCGUGAUGAAUGAAAACCUUGCUUUAGAGGCAACCACAAGACGUAUUUUUGCUGUGUGGGAGCAUUCUGGUAAUAAUGCAGUUACGCUUAUGAAAGCAUUUACAACAAAAGGUAGUCAGACCUCUAAAGCAACACUGGAAUUAGCACCGUGGAGUGUGACAGGAAAUCUAAAUGCCAAAUUUAGUCAACCCAGUAGUUGGUGGGACAGGGCAGAUGUACAACAGCAGGUGACCGUAAGUAUUACACCAGAGACCCAGGCAUUGAAGUGGAAUAAUAAUGGUCACCUAUAUUCAACAAGCUUCAGUGAUGCAGUAGAACUAUUAAACAACAGAACAGAAAUACGUCUUGACUUGGCUAGUUCCUUGCAGGGAUAUGUGGAUUUUCUGAAAAAAAUAUGGCUUCCAGUUUAUGAGAAAAAUUUGUGGGAUGUACUGAAAUUUGACUUGACUACCAGUGAGAAGGAGCAACAAUACUUAAAUGCAUCUGCAUUAAUAGUAUGCAUAAAGAGUGAAGGUGGCUUUCUUAUUCCCUUCCCAAUCCAGAAGGUAGCCAAUGGACUAAAAGUACAUGUCCCUGAAGCAACACUUCAUCUUCCUGAAUGGAUCAAAAAUGUACCAGAACUGAUUCUUAGCAACCUACUUCCAACAGCUGGAGAAGGCUCGAUUCUCAAUGAAAUUACAUUUCCAACAAUCACAGUACCAUUGGUAAACAUUGUUGUGCCCUCAUAUAAAUUCCACUUGUCAGAAUUAAAACUACCAAGAGUCUUCAUCACUCCCGAAUUUAGAGUUCCAUAUACUACUUAUCAAGUGCCAUCAUAUACCAUUAACUUCACAGAUAUUACUAUUCCAUGGAGGACAAAUAUUCUUCAAUUUGAAGUCUCUUUGCCAGAUUUUCCUACUAUAAGUUUUCCUGAUGUGAGCAUUGAUUCUAGGUAUAUUGAAUAUAACAAAAUCCCUUAUCUUGAAGUGACAAUCCCAGAAUUCAGAAUCAUGAUUUCUCAGUUUACUCUACUAAAAUCUUUUGGAGUUGCUAUACAGCAUCUGAAUUUGGGCAGCAAUGCAAAGCAGACAGCAGAUUCUGAACCACCAGCCAUAAUAAUCCCAGCAAAGACAUUAGAGAUACCAUCACUGACAAUACAUCUGCCUCUAGCAGUAGCUUUCCCAGCAUUUAAGUCUUUAACUGGAAAAGUCGAUGUUUUGUCACCAAUAUACAAUACUACAUGGAUUGCAAGUGUGAAAUCGGAUGAAAACAAAGCAAAUACCUUCAUGGCAACAGUGGAAGCAACAUCUAGUUCUACUAUGCGGUUUCUGGAAUAUGAAUUAGAGGCAAGUGAAACAAUAAGUGAAAAAGAUGAUGGCUACAGUGUGAAUGGAAAAUAUCUGCUUUCCCAUCCUGACUUAAGUAUAAACUGGCUGGAAAAUUUAGUUAUUCAGAAUUCAAGGUUAACUACUCAAUGUGAUGUAAGCGUCAAGAGUCCAACUUUCACAGACCUUAACCUUCAUUGGCAUGGAGAUAAUAAUGGAAUUUCUUCAUCAGUCUCCACUCCAUCUACAGGACUCCUUGGAAUGAGAAUUGAAAAGAAAAAGCCAGAUGUUCUAUAUGGAAAGCUAUAUAUCCACAAACCACCAUCCGCUGAAAUAGUUAUUUUGGAAACCAAAGUCUUGUUGGAGAAUACCGAAAAUCUUCAACUGAUGUUCAAAUGGGGAAACACUGUAACCCCAGAUUUCGUAGGAGGUCUGAAGGAGACAAUACCUCUGAUGGUUGAAGCUGUCUAUGACUGCGUAAACAAGUAUCACACUGAACAUCUUGGAAUUGAGAUUAAUGCUGUCAGUCCAAGAGUUGAGGACUUGAUGAAACAGAAUGUCAAUGAAGCCUACAUAAAAACAGUCAAUGGCAUUAAAGAAGCUGAUGAUCGUUUCCAGUCUGCAGUUGAUGAUAUUGCCUCAAACUAUCAAAACGUGAAAGACAAAGCAAAGAAAUUGUACAAGACGGCAGCAGUAAAAGUAGCAAAUGUAGAUUAUAACAAAAAGCUCACCGCAUUAUUGAAUGCCAUUUCUAAUCUGACGCAAGAGUAUCAGAGUACAGUAAAAGACUCAAUUGAUGCAGCAAUCAGUUUUCUAAAACGUAACAGAUUUCAGGUUCCUGGACUUGAUGGACUUUAUACAGUUGAAGAACUAUAUAGGCUCUUCAUAAAGCAGGCAACGAAGUUUGUGGAAAGGCUUGUCAAGGAUAUUGAUGGUUUUGUGGAUGAAAAUCUCAGAAAUGCAGUCAAGUACAUCGAAGAAGUGGAGCUAAAAGUAUCUGGCACUAGCACAUUUUUUGAUAGCGCAGAAAUAAUUCAUCGGUUAAGAGUGUCUCUACAGAAACUUCAAACAAAGCUGCUUGAAGCUUUGGAAGGAAUGCAGAAUUUUAAUUAUGAACAAUGUCUACAUUCCUUAAUAGAAAAUAUACAGAACGUUACUGAAAAAAUGGUUUCAAAGUGCAAAGAUCUGGAUAACAUAAAUUAUGAAGCUGUGAAAUCUAAAAUUCAUCAGUGGUACGAUGAUAGUGUCAAUUCAGUAUAUGCAGAACAGUUGCAGAUCUAUUCAGGUAAUUUGAAAGAAUAUCUUUUAAAACAGAUUCAAAUGAGCCAAAACCUGUUGCAAGCCCUUGUUGAAAAGGUGCGGACAGAAAACAUAUAUUUGAAAUCAAUUUAUGAAGGACCGUUUGCUAGUCACUUAGAAGCAUGGACAAUCAUUGUUGAUAGAAUUACUGAAAAGUUAGUUCAAUUGUUGGCAGAAAUUAUAGAAUAUUCACAAGAAAAUCUAAAAUUUAUUGAUAAAGGAGCUAAUAUUCUGAGGCAAGAAGCAAAAGUGCUCAUUAGUCAUUCUGUUCAGACUUUUGAUGAAUAUUAUAAAAUCAUGCAGUUGGAGUUUCAAGAAGAUGGGCAAACAGUAGUUGCUGAAUAUAUUAAAAGAGUUAAAGAAAAUUUGAAAGGGGUACUUGCAGGCAUGAGGAAGCAGAUUGUUCCCUAUAAAUUUGUACUUAAGAGCAAUAUAGAUAGAGUUUCUGUGUACCUUGAUAGAAUUUAUGCAAGUUUAAUUGUUAAUGCAAGAAGAGCAGUUGAUUCAUUUAUUGAAAACUGCAGCAAAUUUACUCAACAACUAUUCAGGUUUCUGAAAUUGAUUUCUAAUGAACUAUUCGCUGGAAUGAUUGUGAAAAGGCAACCUGGAGAGCUUAUAAUUAAUGUUCCUCACCCUCUUGAAUGGAAGUCAUUUGAUGAGGUUCCCCACUUGAAAAAAGUAACAAUGAAUCAGCUAAACACAACUUUUAUCAGGGGACAACAGAUGCUACAAAGAGGUACUGCUCGAGCAUGGGAACUAAUUAUGGAGGAGUAUCAGAAAAAUAAAAUGCUACUGGAAGAAAGGAAAACAAAGCGUAAACCAAAAUUUUAAAAUGCAUCUGAAUAUUUAAAGUUGUGAUAAAUCAAACCAUUUAACAUGUACAAUGUACCAUUCUUGUGAAUGGAAAGCAAGCAAUCAUUUAUUAUUUCAGUUUUCAAAUGAGAAUAAAUGCAAAGUUCUUAAAUAACA
Pristis pectinata (smalltooth sawfish) is the source of this 14580-nucleotide messenger RNA. It is a transcript of the gene apoba, whose product is annotated as apolipoprotein Ba. Gene Ontology annotation, biological process: cholesterol transport; lipoprotein transport; cholesterol homeostasis. NCBI's taxonomy places the organism in Eukaryota, Metazoa, Chordata, Chondrichthyes, Rhinopristiformes, Pristidae. Gene Ontology annotation, cellular component: mature chylomicron; very-low-density lipoprotein particle; low-density lipoprotein particle. The transcript is spliced from 29 exons. The coding region runs from base 337 to 14442 and encodes 4701 amino acids. The record is from RefSeq and is a predicted model, not a curated record. Gene Ontology annotation, molecular function: cholesterol transfer activity; low-density lipoprotein particle receptor binding.